AUGGGGUGGAGUUGGAGUAAAGCGAGACUGAAAGGGCCCACGGAUGGCGCCCGUUUAGGGCCCGCUAUGUCCCUAUCAGCCGCUGCCAGCCCUGCACCUGCGGGGCUAGGCCCAAUGGUGACUUCUACCGGCACCGGCCUCCCAUCAGCAGACUCGCUUCUGCUCACUUUACGCAACAAACCACAUUCCCGAGUAUUUCGCGCAUUAUUUCAAUACUUACCGCUACGUGACUCCCCGAACGAGAAUCCUCAAUUGGAAUUAGCCCUGGCUCCAGGUGAUAUCCUUCUCGUCAAAGGUGAAAUGGACUCGGACGGCUUCUACCGUGGCGAAACCCUGGAUGGUCGCACCGGUCUAGUGCCUUCGAAUUAUGUGGAACGGGUACCCGACUCGGUCCUGCUGUGCAACGCCCGAGCUCCAUCCCCAUCUUUUCCCAUUCAUGUCCCUCAACAUCAUUCCACAAUCGUGCACGACUUCUCCGAAUCCGAUCAUAGUCAGCUGCCUGACUCGGUCUGUCCUUAUCCACCAGCCGACGUCUCCAAAGUCACCGUUCAGGAGAUCAAGCAGAGCGACAGCCCACGAGGCAAGAGAUUUCUUCUUUUUUCACCAUUUCCAUUUUUUAAGAAAGUUCCUAAUAAAUGUUUGUGUGCAGUUCCAUGUCCUCGUGAUCUGAUGGUAGAGAAGAAGAUGUCGCGCUCAGUAGUCGUGGCCUGGUCUCCACCGGAGGAGUCCUUCGUCGCUGUUUCGCAGUACCACGUCUGCGUAGACGGCCAAGUCCGUGCUGUUGUACCCGGUUCCUACAAGUGUCGUGCAUUAGUGGAAGACGUUCCUCUGGACGGCUCCGUUAAUCUUUCCAUUCGGGCGCUUUCGGAUCAGGGCCAUAGCCCUGAUGCGGCUUGCACAAUCACUCUGGGCAACGAGGCUGCCGUGGCCCCACAGCAUUUGCGUGUGUGGGCCGUCACGCCGGUAUCAGCUUGUCUCAGAUGGUAUCCUUCGAACAGCAACGCCGACCACGUAAUCUCCCUGAACGCCGUCAAAGUAGGAGUGUGCCCGCCCAGCGUCUUCCAGUGUCGCGAUCGGGGUCUACCACUGGAAAUCUGGAAGUCUUCUCUACAGUCGGACCUCAGUCUGACUGUGUCACUCAGGCUGACAUGUCGUGCCCUUCGCCGUCGUCGGUCCAAUGUGCAGCUACAAGGACUCCAGCCGUCGACGAUCUAUCGUGUUUCCGUGCGAACGAAACACCCGAAAGCCGUGCUGGAACAACGUCCGGUUGAACGUUGUCUCGAUUUCAAGACACUGCCCAAGAUUGGCCUACCAGAUCCACCGACAAACGUUCAAGUCGAGAACGGACCCCAAGCGGGGACAUUGCUCAUCUCGUGGACGCCGGUGACCAACCAACCGAAACCUCCGUCGAGAGCGGCUGUCCACUCGUACCUCGUCUACGCCGACGGCAAGAAUAUCGCUCAAGUCCCGUCAGCCACGGCCGACCACGUGCUGCUUCGACUAGCCGACCUCUCGGACGAUCCGCCGAUCUUCAUCACUGUGCGGACUCGGACGCGCGAGGGUGCCGUGUCGUGCGACUCCAACGUGGCGCGCGUGCCUCGUGGUCCAUCGUUCAGUGCGGUACCAGACGAAUUGCUUCAAACGGCACCCUUACUUGAUAUGGCGCACUCCUACCCGAGUGCAAGCCGCUACAUUCCAGGACCACGUUCUGGGCAACCGCCACCUCCACAGCAAACUGCACCCUAUACUGCCCCGCCAAUGCUCAAUUCAUUGUCCUUCCAAGCUAAUCCACUUUCUUCGUACGCUACUACUGCCUCUGCUAUUCAGGGAUAUACUAGUUUAGUCGGCACCGAUCGAAUUGCACCUUCCAGCGCAAUGGGCAGUCAAGCGAUGGUCGGCGCGGGUCAGCUCUCGGCCGGCAUGCAAGCCACAGCCACGUUGCCGAUGUCCGCGAUGAACACCUCGGGCGCUUUGCCAUGCAGCAUCGGUGCUGCUGGCAGUAUGCCGUUGUCCACCACUCUGUGUACGUCUUCCAUCGCGCCUGGGCUGGCAUCUUCUCAGGGAGCACUUCCAAAGAAGCCCUUUGUUUGUGGAGUAGAAGUUGCACUCACUUCCUAUGGAAAUCUGUUUCAGUGGAAAACGCCGCAGAUGAAACAGUACUACACAUUCCAUCCUCGAUUAAUUCGUGGCGACGGUACGAGUACGGAUGAGGUCCGCCCGUCCGUUCCCGAUAUGGAGAACAGUUAUUUGCUUCGACAUCGGCAGUCUGAUUGGACAGGGCAUUCUGAGUGGGCAGGACCGGCAGAUGCCCGGAUGAGGGCCGAACCCUAUGGAUGGCAGUCAGCUCGAGGCGGAAGCGCCGAGGACCGACUACCUGCUAGGCAUAGACUGGUCCCACCGCGAUUAGCACGAGUGAAGAGCGAGAGUGGUUUCGGUACUAGGAGUGAACCAGAUUUGCGACCACCGACUCUUGAGGAUGAUUGUCGAUGGUUCGUGGCCCUAUUCGAUUACUCGCAUCACAUGUCACCAAAUGCGAAUGCUGAAGCCGACGAACUAUCUUUUAGAAAGCAUCAGCUCAUCAAGGUCUACGGUGAAGUGGAUGCUGAUGGAUUUUACCAUGGGCAGAUUGGAAAUCGCGUUGGUCUGGUACCAUCAAAUAUGGUGAUAGAGAUCGCAAAGGACGAUCUUCUGCCAAGAAGGACUCGGACGGAGGCAAUGCUAGCAGAACCGACACUCCGAAGAAUGCGAUGGGGCUCUUUGAAAUCGCGUAGCUACGACCAUGCGGGUGACCGAAGAAUUCACGACAGGCCACCCACGUCUUCCCAUUUCGCUUCUCUGGACCGGAGGGAAAUGGAGAGAAGGGAGGCAUCGGCUACAAGAGGUGAUCGUUACCGCAGAAGCAACGGACGCGACUAUGAGCUUCGCAGGGACUAUGACGACCGAUAUCGGGAAGUCAGGGAUCCAUGGGAAGCACGAGAACCAAGAGAUCACCGAGAAAUGGUACGAGAUAUUCGAGAGCAGCGGGGAAUGCGGGAAGACUAUCACAGAGAGUAUCGAGACGAACCCGAGUACCGAUCCGACAAAUACCGCGAGCGAGGCUACGAACGCGAGCGUGAAUACGAACGGAGAGACGAUCGACGAGAUGAGAGGCGAGAUGACCGAAGAGAGGAGCGGAGAGAAGAACGGCGAGAAUAUGAGCGUCGACACGAAUACCCAAGAGAAGAACAAUUCCGGCGUGACCGACGUGACGAUAGUUAUAGGGAUGACCGACAUUAUGAGUAUUACCCGCCACGAUAUGAUCCUAGUUCAGUAGGACCGUCUGCUAGUGGACAGGCUGUGCCUUUGGAACAACAAAUGCAGCCGGUCUCGUCUGCACACGCACCUCAGAUAUCACAAGUAGCUCAUCAACUAGGUCAAAUGCAAAUGGCAGCCUCGGCAAUGCAACCUACCUCGUCUCAGCAGCCACUUUAUGCCAUGCCUGGACGUCAAGCUGGAGUGCAAGGCGGCAUGCCUGCUGAAACGGAUAUAAACGGAGUGCAUACGAGGAAAAUGGUCGCCAAGUUCGACUAUGAUUCUCGUCAGCUCAGUCCAAACGUCGACGCCGAGCAGGUCGAGUUAUCAUUCCGACAAGGUGAUAUCAUAACGGUUUAUGGUGAAAUGGAUGAUGAUGGCUUCUACAUGGGUGAACUCAACGGCUUACGUGGUCUCGUUCCUUCAAAUUUCUUACAGUCGUCACCACUCACCACUCUCGCUCCUUCCCAACCGACAGAGCCGUUGCGAAAAGGUGUCGUCUUCUCAGACGCGCAGGCAAUGGCGGCCAAGAAGACUAUGCCUGCUCGACAGGUUUCUUUUCGUCUUCUGGCAUUCUUCGUCAUCUUUUUUUCAACUGCUACGAAACCAGCAACGAAAAAGUCUGCAGUAGCGGCUCCGGGAAAAACACUGGCCAAGAAGGCCAGUGACGUCGGCAAGUCGACUUCAGUGAGUGUGCGGAAGACGAGCACCGUGAAGAAAGGAGACACGUCUGUUAAGGUCGGUACACAACCUACAAAUCGUGGGAAAGCUGACUUAGGAAAAUGGUAG
This is a messenger RNA of Angiostrongylus costaricensis, 4080 nucleotides long. NCBI's taxonomy places the organism in Eukaryota, Metazoa, Nematoda, Chromadorea, Rhabditida, Metastrongylidae. The record is from the annotation of a GenBank genome assembly.